Molecule: messenger RNA, 2288 nt
Organism: Diabrotica virgifera virgifera (western corn rootworm)
Lineage: Eukaryota; Metazoa; Arthropoda; Insecta; Coleoptera; Chrysomelidae
Gene: DNApol-alpha50
Product: DNA primase small subunit
Exons: 8
Coding region: 943-2196 (417 amino acids)
Biological process (GO): DNA replication, synthesis of primer
Cellular component (GO): alpha DNA polymerase:primase complex
Source: RefSeq, a predicted model, not a curated record
CAUGUUCUGGUCCGCUUGCCACUAUGCUAAAUUUAGUACUGAAAUUAGUACUAAAAAUAUUGUAUCUACAAAUUAGAUGCGCGCGCCGAUUUAGUACUAAAAAUUAAAACAUGUUCUAAUUUCUUGUACUGAAAUUGACACAAUAUUAAAAAGUGAGGUUGUAUUGUAUAUUAGGUACUUUUGUUUUUUUUAUAGGUACAUAAUAAUAAUAGUGAUUUCAACUUUCAACAUGUGGAGAAAAAGGCAGAUUGAAACAUUAAUAGAGUUUUACAAAUCGAAUCAAUGAUCAAUGUUUGUAUGUGCCAAAGCACCCUCUCUAUAGAAUAGGAACGCACGAAUUAAAGUUUUGGAAGAAAUAAAGGCAGAAUUAGCCAAACUAGGUGUGGAUAUAUCUCUAAUAGCAGAAAUAAAAGCCAAGUUUGCCAGUUUUGCAAAAAUACUUCUUCCCAUCUUUUAUUGUUAAUAAGUUAAUGGCUUGCAAUUUGCAAUCUCAAUUAGUAAAGCUCCUAUCUAUGAACCUUGAGUAAAGCUCAUGUAAAUUUAGUAGGUAGAGCGCAUGCCUAUAUGCUGAUUACAAUUCGGAUAGUUGCAAACACAAACUUGGCACAAACUGACUUUUUCAUACUAAAUCGACUCGCGCAACUAACCAAUAUUUUUAGUACUGAAAUCAGUACUGAAAUUAGUAUAAUGGCAAACGGGUCUUAGUUUAAAACAUGCUAAUUAUUUUUUUGCAAUUAGUCUCGUGUUCCCUGGUCUAUAACAAUUAAGUACAUUGGAAGUUCCCUAGCUGAACAUUUACUGAGUAAACGUCUAAAUUAAGUGUGACUAUCUUCACUCUAACCUUAUAUAUUUUCCCGCCAAUAACAAGAAUAAAUAGUUUUUAAAUUCACCCCUUUCUGUACCUGUCCUGUAAAGAAACACUUUUAUGAAAUAAUUUAAAUAAUGUCUGUUGAAUACAAUCCAGACACUUUAGGUGACCUUCUGCCUUUAUAUUAUAGAAGACUGUUCCCCCAUUCACAGUUUUAUAGAUGGUUAAGUUAUGGACAUACAUUAACAUUUGCCAAAAGAGAAAUAUCCUUUACUCUACUUGGAGAUAUUUACAUUCGAUAUCAAUCAUUUGAUACCCAAGAAGAUUUUUCAAACGAGCUGCAAAAGAAAUUCCCUAUGAAGAUCGAUUUGGGGGCCAUAUAUCAAACCAAGCCGAGAGACAAAGGCCCUGUGUCACAGAUUGUACCUGUAGAAAAGGAAAUAGUGUUUGACAUUGAUAUGACUGACUAUGAUGAUAUCAGGACUUGUUGUUCAGGUGCAGACGUCUGCACAAAAUGUUGGAAAUUUAUGGUCAUAGCUUGUAAAAUAUUGGAUGCGGCACUUUACCAUGAUUUCGGCUUUAAUCACAGGCUCUGGGUGUUUUCUGGAAGAAGAGGUAUCCAUUGCUGGGUGUGUGACCCUCAGGCAAGAGUCAUGGAUGAAUCUAUUAGAUCUUGUAUAGGAGAUUACCUUCAGAUUGUUAGAGGAGGUGCUAAUGUUUAUAAAAUGGUACAGUUGCCUGGAGAAAAAAUUCAUGCAUCUCUAGAAAGGGCCUUGGGCAUUAUAAAUACCUAUUUUACCACUAUUGUGGAAGAGCAAGAUAUUUUGGGUACAGAUGAAAGACUAACUAAUUUUCUACAGAUUAUAGACCAAGAUCUGAGGCCUUCCUUUAAAGGACCAAUGAAAAGAGCAGAAACUUCUUUGGAAAGAUGGAAAGUGUUUGUAGACACAUUCGAUGAUAUGCUAAGAAGUAACCAAAUUCCCAAAUUUCUCAGAAACCUCAAAGAAGAAAUCAUACUACAGUAUUCCUACCCGAGGCUUGAUAUUAAUGUAACUAAAGGCUUCAAUCACUUGUUAAAGGCUCCAUUUUGUGUCCACCCAAAGACAGGAAAGAUCUCAGUUCCUUUCAAUCCAAAAGGAAUCGAUAAUUUUGACCCGGGAAACGUUCCAACAUUACAUGGCCUAAUUGAUGAGAUAAAUGCCUAUGACAAAAAAACCAUUGAACAAGAACAAAAUCUAAUGGAAGUAGAUGGUAGUAAGACUCCGUCGAAAUCAAAGAUCAAAGACUAUAAAAAAACCAGUUUGCUACAUUCAGUUGCCAUUUUUGAAGAGUUUCUUAGGGCAUUGGAGAGGGCAAGAAGAGGAAAAAAAAAUCCUGAUGAGUUUUAACAUCGUAGUGGCGAAUUUACAUAGAUUUUUUGUUUUUUAUUUAUUUUUAUAUCUAAUAAACAUAUUUUUUAAUAAAGAUCAUUUCAUUUUAA